Molecule: messenger RNA, 1550 nt
Organism: Hyaloscypha bicolor E
Lineage: Eukaryota; Fungi; Ascomycota; Leotiomycetes; Helotiales; Hyaloscyphaceae
Product: alpha/beta-hydrolase
Exons: 9
Coding region: 293-1273 (326 amino acids)
Source: RefSeq, a predicted model, not a curated record
UUGAAAUCCUCAUCAAAAACAUAUGAAAGUGCUUCUGGGGCAUUGCUAGGGUUGCUGGAUCCCCUGAAUUCUCCAAAUGACCAAUGAAAUUGACGUUCCACUUACCUUCCACAUUGCCCCACUUACGAUAGGAAGCUCUCCGAAUGACCCAACCACCCAAAGGCUAGGGGCAAUGUUGGCCUGAAAGAUUGUCUCUCUAAGCUCCACUGUCUAAGGUUGGGUUGUUGGUUGAAGUCUCUCAUACCCCAUCGGUGAAUACCCGUCGGUGAGAGAACUAUCACUUGCAGCAAUCAUGGAGAACGUCUUGGCAAAAAUUGCUGAAAACACAAUCAAGUUCAACCUCGGCGACGAGGAGGAAUGGAGAAUACUCUUCGAGCCAUUCUAUGAAGAGCCUUCGAAGGAUGUCAGUGUCAUCAGAGAUGAGCGGUACGGACCCGCGGAGAGGAAUCGUCUCGAUGUGUUCUUUCCACUCAGCAAAGAAGCUGAAAAACCAGUCCUGCUCUUCGUGCACGGAGGAGGAUUCUUCUCCGGAGAUAAGAGAUGGAGUGAGAAGUGCUGGGCCAAUAUUGGCAACUUCUUCGCUCGCCAUGGAAUUGUGACGGUAGUGGCGAACCACCAGCUGGUGCCUCAUGUGCGGUACCCUGGAGGUGCUGAUGACAUGCAACUGGCACGGGAGUGGAUCUUCAACAACAUUGCCUCUGAAAAGUAUGGCAGAGGAUCUGUGGACAAAGUCAUAUUAUUUGGCCACUCUUCUGGUGGUGCUCACAUUGCCGCAAACCUGUACGCAGCGGGCGAUCCCAAGCGAGUGCCAAAACAGGCUAUUUUCCCACCCGUGGCUGGCGUGAUGUUCUUCAGCACGCCUUUCUGGUUUGAUAGAACGAGGCCUAUUCGUCAAAGGACGUUACGGCAAUACUAUGGCUCAGACACCGAGGAAGUAUGGGGUCCGUUAUCUCCGCUGAAGUUGUUUGAAGGUCUGCCAGAUGACUCGCCUUUGCUAGACUCUGACAAGAUCCCCGUUUACAUCGGAACUGUGAAGUGGGAGGUAAAUGAAGCUGUGAACGCCCAAAUCGCCUUUUUCAACGCAUAUCGGACUCGAAGUAAACCGUCUGGCGCUUUGCCAUUCUUCAAUGUACUCGACAAGCAUAACCAUCUUAGCAACAUACUAUCGAUAGGAACAGAGGACGACUCACAGAGCAAGUUGAUACUCGAAUUCAUCAGUGCUUGCGUAGCCAAGGUGGGGAGUGGGGGUAAGCCUUCACCAGGGAAAAUAUAAACAGGGGAAAGAGGCGGCCUGUGAUAUUACGAUUGUAGAGGAUUGGGGGGAAAAUAGUGCGGAGGGGACACAACUUUUGAAAGCACAUAUAUCUCAGUGGAUGGCUGGCCAAUGGAAAUGAAAACUUCUUGUGAACAGAAAGGAACUUCUCAGCCUCGUUUGUCGUUCCAUCACCCACACCCCAGUUCUCUCUCUUACUACUCCACCUUCUGUUGAGAGGGCACUCUCUCCUUUCUCCUUCUCCCCAAGGCGAACUUCAGGGGCUCGUGAGAGGCUC